GCUCUUGUCACGGCUUCACUUUGACCUUUGUUUUUUUUUGUUGUGUUGAUAAUGGCCAUUAAUAAAACUUACAUUAGUAUCGGAUAUGCCUCGUUUGGGAUGCUUAUGGGCUUCUCCGCUUUCCUGGUGUGGAACAUCGUGUUCAAGCAGCCGUGGACUGCAGCCAUGGGAGGACUGUCUGGUGUGCUGGCUCUUUGGACCCUGAUCACCCACAUUAUGUACAUGCAGGACUACUGGAGGACCUGGCUGAAGGGCCUCAAAUUCUUCCUCUUCAUGGGGGUUUUCUUCUCUGUCCUGGCUGUCGUGGCAUUCAUCACUUUCCUGACUGUUGCCAUUCACCAUAAGGAGUCCCUGACUGACCCCAGAAGCCUUUACCUGUCCUGUGUGUGGAGCUUCAUGAGCUUGAAGUGGUCGUUCCUGCUCGCCCUGAGCGCUCACCGCUACCGCAAAGAGUUUGCUGAUAUCAGCAUCCUCAGUGACUUUUAAGAACACUUAUACAUACCGCAUCAUGUAAGUACACAGAACUUGGAGUGAACUUACUGCUGGCCUCACAGCAAGCAGUGAUUAUGGACUUUUUAAGAGAAAUCAGAGGAGAGGAUGAUAUAUUUACAGUGUGGAUAAGCACCUUGAUCUUUGGCAAGUGUCUCCUCUAAACCUUCUUUUGCUUUCAUAAUGUGUGCAGGGUUUGUUGUUGGCUGUGCCACUUUAAAGACAGUCCUGUUUGAAAUGAUCAACAGUGAAUUUUUAUUUUUCCUUACCUUAGCCCGCUUUGCCAUGCAUCUCCAUAAUUGUCUCACAGCAAACUAAAUUAUUUUUAACCAUGACUCAGUGAAGGGAAUUCCUGUGCUAUAACACAGUGGUAAUAAUAAGCUGCAGUUUCAUGUUGUAGCCACUAGAGGGAGUCAUGGUUCCAACAAUAAAACACCAUGAACAAUACAUAUCAUGACUUGUAUCGAUACAUAGUAUUUACAUUUCUACCAAUUCAAUAUAAAAAAUGAAGACUUCUGGGUUUUUUUCACCACGAGUUGCACAUGUGUGUGAUGAAAUCUGCGUAUCACAAAGCGUCUAUCCUGCGGAGAACAAAGCGUUUUAUGGUUGAUGGACCGUGUCAGGGUCCUGCAGAGGAGCAGGUCGAACUUAAAUCCUUGCUGCAUCAACAUGAAUGCUUUCAUGUGCAAGUCCAAAUCAAACCACAUGUUCUAGUUCAAUGUAUCGCAGAACUAUUAACGGGCAUUUGUAACAUAAUGAAUGACUUUUAUAUUGUUUUUAUUUUUGUGACUUACGAACAGAAGUGGGAGUGUAGGAUUAAGCUUCAUGUAUGGCUUUAAUUCACAAUAUUAGUGAUGCCACUCGUGUGCAUUAAUGUUUUAUUGUCCUCGUGAAUGAUGUAUGACACUCAUGUUGUUGCUUAAUGAGAUUACUUUGCCAUAUUUUCUUUAAAUCUACAUCUCUGUACAUGACUAUAUCAGAGAUGAAGCAUUGUGUAUCACCAUGUAUCACCCUGACUGAUUGUAGGCGUGUGUGUUUGUACAAGAGUGUGUCUGAGUAUCACAUUAAUAAAUAUGUUUUUUUUUAUUUCAAA
Molecule: messenger RNA, 1582 nt
Organism: Labrus bergylta (ballan wrasse)
Lineage: Eukaryota; Metazoa; Chordata; Actinopteri; Labriformes; Labridae
Product: heme transporter hrg1-A
Biological process (GO): heme transport
Cellular component (GO): lysosomal membrane; plasma membrane
Molecular function (GO): heme binding; heme transmembrane transporter activity
Source: RefSeq, a predicted model, not a curated record